Helianthus annuus (common sunflower) is the source of this 2043-nucleotide messenger RNA. RefSeq names its product nucleobase-ascorbate transporter 6. Gene Ontology annotation, cellular component: membrane; plasmodesma. The transcript has 15 exons. Lineage: Eukaryota; Viridiplantae; Streptophyta; Magnoliopsida; Asterales; Asteraceae. The coding region runs from base 187 to 1779 and encodes 530 amino acids. The record is from RefSeq and is a predicted model, not a curated record. Gene Ontology annotation, biological process: transmembrane transport. Gene Ontology annotation, molecular function: transmembrane transporter activity.
AACAAAACAACAUAGAACCCCAUAAAUUAAAAUAAAAAAUAAAAAAAACCAAUCAAAUUCAGUCUUCUGCACAAAGAUUGUUCAUGUUCUUUAAAGCCAAAAUAUGGAAGAAAUUGUAGACAUUGAAUACAACCUUUCUGCUCACCAUUAAUUCAUAUUUAGGGGUAAAACAGUAAUUUCACAGGGAUGGCCGGAGGUGGUGGAGGAGCAAAAGCAGAUGAACCGGCACCACACCCACCAAAAGAUCAGCUUCCAAAUGUUUCUUAUUGCAUUACAAGUCCACCACCAUGGCCUGAGGCCAUACUACUCGGUUUUCAGCAUUAUAUCGUAAUGCUCGGUACAACGGUUAUCAUUCCCACGGCUUUAGUUCCUCAAAUGGGAGGUGGAAAUGAGGAAAAAGCUAAAGUGAUCCAAACUCUGCUUUUUGUUGCGGGUUUAAACACAUUGCUACAAAGUCUUUUCGGAACCAGGUUGCCAGCUGUCAUCGGGGGCUCAUAUACUUUUGUUGCCCCAACAAUCUCGAUUAUAUUAUCGGGUCGAUGGAGCGAUCCAGAUCCUGUUCAGAAAUUCAAGAAAACGAUGCGUGCGAUCCAGGGUGCGAUGAUCAUUGCGUCAACGCUUCAAAUUGUUCUCGGUUUCAGCGGCCUUUGGAGAAAUAUCGUUAGGUUUUUGAGUCCACUUUCAGCUGUUCCAUUGGUUGGUCUGGCGGGUUUCGGGCUGUAUGAAUUUGGAUUCCCGGGGGUUGUCAGAUGUGUUGAGAUCGGGCUGCCUCAGCUCAUUUUUCUAGUUAUUAUCUCCCAGUAUCUAUCCCAUUUCAUUCAUUCGGGAAAAAAUAUCUUUGACCGAUUUGCUGUUUUGAUUUCGGUGGCGAUUAUCUGGAUUUAUGCUCACUUACUUACGGUUGGUGGGGCCUACAACCAUGCAGCACCAAAGACCCAAACAAGCUGCCGGACUGAUCGCGCUGGACUAGUUGACUCUGCUCCUUGGAUAAGAGUUCCCUAUCCCUUCCAAUGGGGCCCACCUUCAUUCGAUGCCGGUGAAGCCUUUGCUAUGAUGAUGACUGCUUUUGUUACCCUUAUCGAGUCAACUGGUGGGUUCAUCGCGGUUUCGAGGUAUGCAAGUGCCACUCACAUGCCUCCGUCUAUUCUAAGCCGCGGUAUUGGUUGGCAGGGAAUUGGCAUUUUGUUGUCUGGUGUGUUUGGAACCGUGAAUGGAUCUUCAGUAUCGAUUGAGAAUGCUGGUCUUUUGGCACUGACCCGUGUGGGCAGUCGAAGAGUAGUACAAAUAUCAGCUGGUUUCAUGAUUUUCUUCUCGAUUCUUGGGAAAUUUGGAGCUAUCUUUGCAUCGAUUCCAGCACCCAUUGUUGCUGCUUUAUAUUGCCUUUUCUUUGCUUAUGUCGGGUCGGGUGGUCUGAGCUUCCUGCAAUUCUGCAACCUCAACAGUUUCCGAACAAAAUUCAUUCUAGGAUUUUCGUUCUUUCUCGGUUUGUCUGUGCCCCAAUACUUCAAUGAGUAUGAAGCUAUUAAUGGUUACGGGCCUGUUCAUACUUCUGCAAGAUGGUUCAACAACAUGGUCAAUGUUCCAUUCUCUUCUGAACCAUUUGUGGCUGGCAUUUUGGCUUACGUUUUGGACACCACGCUUCCCAAAAAAGACGGUUCGAUAAGGAAAGAUCGCGGCAAACAUUGGUGGGAUAAAUUUCAAUCUUUUAAAACCGAUGCAAGAAGUGAAGAAUUCUAUUCAUUGCCAUUCAAUCUCAACAAACACUUCCCGUCUGUUUGAAGUAAAAAAGUCAACCGUAUUCUCUCUUAUAAGGUACUUCAUUAAUGUUAUGUUAAUUUAUAAACAAACUAAUUAUAAGCUAAUUUAGUACAAGUUUAAUCCGAUCCGUGAAUGAGAAUGGUUCUUCGAAACAUUCGUUAACUAGGUUUGGCUUUUUUGUUACUGUAAAUUUGUUGAUGUUAAAGGGAUAUGAUUAAAUCUCUGUUGAGACUUUUGUUGAUGGGUUAUCAAUUUGAUUCUUGGAUGCUUUUAUACGGGUCAAAA